Messenger RNA from Cephus cinctus (wheat stem sawfly), 1684 nucleotides. It is a transcript of the gene Ahcy, whose product is annotated as adenosylhomocysteinase. The record is from RefSeq and is a predicted model, not a curated record. Gene Ontology annotation, biological process: L-methionine cycle. Gene Ontology annotation, cellular component: cytosol. Gene Ontology annotation, molecular function: adenosylhomocysteinase activity. The coding region runs from base 161 to 1462 and encodes 433 amino acids. Lineage: Eukaryota; Metazoa; Arthropoda; Insecta; Hymenoptera; Cephidae. The transcript is spliced from 7 exons.
AGUCAAUUCAUUAUCAUUUGCUAGACCUGCUCGGCGGUAUCCGCGGUGAGCAGUUCUUUGAAGCCGGCUCCAAAAGUCUCAUAUCUACCACUAGCUCUAUUAUUAUCCAUUGUUUUAACAAAAUUUCUUUGAUAUCCACCUUCAUUUAAACAAUUGAAAAAUGUCCAACAAGUUGUCGUACAAAGUUGCGGAUCUCUCGCUAGCUGAUUGGGGAAGGAAGGAAAUAACACUGGCUGAAAAUGAAAUGCCUGGUUUGAUGUCUCUACGCAAGAAAUACGGACCAACGAAAAUAUUAAAAGGAGCUCGUAUUGCUGGCUGCUUACACAUGACUAUACAAACCGCUGUACUUAUUGAAACACUCGUGGAGCUUGGGGCUGAGGUAAGAUGGUCAUCGUGCAAUAUCUUCAGCACUCAGGAUCAUGCGGCUGCAGCUAUGGCAAAAGCUGGGAUUCCCGUAUUCGCAUGGAAAGGCGAGACCGACGAGGAAUAUAUCUGGUGCAUAGAACAGACGCUAGUCUUCGACGAUGGAAAACCUUUAAAUCUCAUCCUCGACGACGGUGGAGACUUAACAAAUUUGGUGCAUGAAAAGUUCCCUCAAUAUCUUACAGAAUGCCGGGGCGUAUCUGAGGAGACUACUACGGGUGUUCAUAAUCUGUACAAGAUGUUGAAAAAUGGUACACUCAAAGUUCCUGUGAUAAAUGUCAAUGACUCUGUCACGAAGAGUAAAUUUGACAAUCUUUAUGGAUGUCGGGAGUCUCUGAUUGAUGGAAUCAAAAGAGCUACUGAUAUUAUGCUCGCGGGGAAGGUCUGCGUUGUCGCAGGAUACGGAGACGUGGGCAAGGGAUGUGCACAGAGUCUUCGCGCUCUGGGCGGUCGAGUAAUAAUCACGGAAAUUGAUCCCAUAAACGCCCUUCAAGCUGCUAUGGAAGGAUAUGAGGUUACUACAAUGGAUGAAGUGUCUCACAAGGGUCAGAUAUAUGUCACUACUACUGGAUGUAAAGAUAUUAUAUUAGGAUCUCAUUUUCUAAAUAUGCCAAAUGAUGCAAUUGUCUGUAAUAUUGGGCAUUUUGACUGUGAGAUCCAGGUUAAUUGGCUGGAUAAAAAUGCCGUGGAGAAAAUCAAUAUUAAACCCCAAGUUGAUCGCUAUAAGCUUAGCAAUGGAAGGCAUAUUAUCAUUCUUGCUGAAGGUCGACUAGUUAAUUUAGGAUGUGCUACAGGGCACUCUAGUUUUGUCAUGAGUAAUUCCUUUACAAAUCAAGUACUGGCACAAAUUGAACUUUGGACUAAAUCUGAUUCUUAUUCAGUUGGAGUUCAUAUGUUGCCCAAAAGAUUGGAUGAAGAAGUAGCUGCUCUUCACUUAAAUCACCUGGGAGUAAAGUUGACAACACUUACUCCAGAACAAUCUAAAUAUCUGGAUAUACCUAUUAAUGGUCCUUUCAAACCUGAUCAUUACAGAUAUUAGAAAGCAUGUAAUAAACUUUUUUGUCAUAAAAAGAAAUGAAAUCUAUCAACGAAAGAACAUCUUCGUUUGAAUAAUCAUAAAUUUUUAUUUGAUCACAGUUCAAACAGUUUGAGAAUCACAUUUCAAACAUUCAAAAAUAUUAUGUAAUUGGCAACUAUUCAAAUUGACUUAUGUAAAACAAUGGUGAAUAAACAAAAGCGUGAAGUGCCUCUUUCGUUUAAA